AUGCUGAAGUUCACAGAAUCAGUUGAUCUGAUUCGUACAUAUAUUUGUGAUUAUGGCAAUUCGUUGUUCCAUCGUUCUAUCUCCAAAGCGGUCUCUGACUCAUCAUCAGCUAAUACUCCAUUUCCACAACUACCCGUGAUUGUUAGUAGACAAUUAGAAUAUCCUCAUCCAAAAUAUCCACCAUUACAAGCAUGGCUUGAAACUCUUGGGCAAAAAAAAGAUGAAAAACUGGGCAUUCUUGAUUUACAUCCAUCGAUUUGGCAUGUUCCACCAAGAUUAGAUAUAUUACAUGAUAACGUUGAAUGGCAGAAAACAUACAAGAAAAUCGAUUGGACUUAUACACCUAUGUUACAUGAAUAUCCUUCAAUGAGAAAAAAACCAUGGCCUCAAAAGGGAACGGGAAAAGCGCGAGCAAAAAAUAGAUGGUCUCCAACUUGGAAAGGAGGUUAUAUUCCGCAUGGUCCUAAAGGGCCAACAUCAUUUUUCUAUGUCUUGCCACGGCAUCAACGUGUGAUGGGACUUUGUACAGCACUCACUGUAAAACUACAUCAAAAUGAUAUUCAUUUUGUCGACUCACUGGAUUUACCCACUCAUGAACCUUCGUACCUUCAAGAAUUAAGUGAAGACCGUUUUUGGGGACCAUCGAUUUUGUUUGUUGAUGACACCGAUGUAAUGCCUCAUAAUAUCAUGUUUGCAAGUGCAAAAACUGAAGGUUUUACUCUUAUGCCUGUUUAUGGUCUCAAUGUUUACAGUAUUCUUAAACACACUACAGUAGUGUUGACACUUCGUGCAUUAAAUAAAAUUGAAAAAAAACUCUUACAUAAUUUACAUUCAUACGAUACACAGCAAGAACAACCACCACCACCUGAAGAUCCAUAA
Didymodactylos carnosus is the source of this 879-nucleotide messenger RNA. NCBI's taxonomy places the organism in Eukaryota, Metazoa, Rotifera, Eurotatoria, Philodinida, Philodinidae. The record is from the annotation of a GenBank genome assembly.